Messenger RNA from Camellia sinensis, 2082 nucleotides. Lineage: Eukaryota; Viridiplantae; Streptophyta; Magnoliopsida; Ericales; Theaceae. The record is from RefSeq and is a predicted model, not a curated record.
AUGGCUCCUCCCCUAGAUCUCUUAGGCCCACCGUGUCUCCGACGCCUUCCUCCACCACCUGCUGCCGGUGGUCUCAAUCAACCACCACCACCGCCACAGCCAAUUGGUCAAUUACAAAACCUCCCUCCCACUUUAUUACCCCCCAAAAACCCUUGCUUAGAUUUAUUUUUCUCAGAUUCACUGCUCCCAAAUCUGAACCACCUCCUCCAAGAGGCUUGGGAUCAUGACCCACCAACCACUCUCAAAAUCAUAUGUAGCCUCCGCCGUGCUCGAGUAGCCGCCUUGGUGCCAAGUAAUCGUUACGUUAUAUAUACUGCAACUAGCCUCACCAUCAUAGCAUUCAUGGCUCCUCCCCUAGAUCUCUUGGGGCCACCGUGUCUCCGACGCCUUCCUCCACCACCUGCUGCCGGUGGUCUCAAUCAACCACCACCACCGCCACCGCCACAGCCAAUUGAUUCACUGCUCCCAAAUCUGAACCACCUCCUCCAAGAGGCUUGGGAUCACGACCCACCAACCACUCUCAAAAUCAUAUGUAGCCUCCGCCGUGCUCGAGUAGCCGGAAAAAGCUCCGCCACCACCGACAAUAAUGACGUUUUCUUUGCAGCAGUGCUUUGGCUUCACCAACACCACCCUCUAACCCUAGCAUGCAAUGUUAGGGUUUUCGCGAGUCAUGGUUGCCUGAAAGACUUGCUUGAGAUUCUCCUCAGAGUACUUGAAAAGUCUAAAGAUCAAAGAACCGAGGAGAAAAGAGAGAAUAGAAAGGAGAGAGAAAGUGCCCUGGAGGUGGACGAGAACGCAAGAGCUUUGAAGAAGAAGAAUGAGAUUGAAAAGGCAAAAAGGGCUGUCAAGAUGUAUGAAACCAACAUUGCUUACAGGUUCUUGCACGAUCAGAUAGCCAAACUCUUUGCUGACCUUCUCAAGUCCGAUCUUCAAUUUCUUGAUUCUGGUGAGACUGAGAAAAUCAGUUUGGCCUCAAAAUGGUGUCCCUCUCUGGACUCAUUUUACGACAAAUCAACCCUGAUAUGCGAAGGCAUUGCGAGGAAGCUCUUUCCUCGCGAGUCAGAAAUGGAAUACAAAGAGAUUGAAGAGGCUCAUUAUGCUUAUAGGGUGCGAGACCGUUUGCAAAAACAAGUUCUUGUUCUUCUCCGCAAGGCCUUGGAGAGCGCGAAACGUGGCUCACCGGACUCUAUGAGAGAAACCCAGAAGAGGUUUGUCAAAAAAAUGCACGAAAAACUGUUCAGAGCUUACCAGAAGAAUUACUUCAAUCUGUUUUCAAAAGAUGAUGACGAAAGGUUUAGGGCUUUCCUAGAAACUGCAGAAGAGUGCAGUGGCAGAAGACUUCGGCUUCUUCCCCACCAAAUUGUAGCUUCUUUGGAUACUGAACUUGCAGAGCGUCAAUGGCAGAGAUUGGUCGAGGACAUGGCAAAGAAGGGGGACUUGAAGAACUGUCUGGCGAUUUGCAAUGUCUCCGAAGCCAUGAGAGGCACUCAGAUGGGCUGCUUUUCCAUUGCAAUGGGGCUUCUGAUUUCAGAACUCAACGAUCAUCCAUGGAAGGGAAAGGUUUUAUCAUUCGACACUGAUCUGAAACUUGUUAAUAUUGAAGGAGACAAUCUUAGAUCCAAGAUCGAAUUCAUGAAACAAAUGCAGUGUGGGUCGAACAUACGCUUUUCGAAGGUGUUUGAGCAAGUCCUGCAAGUUGCUGUUGCAGAAAGGCUAACCUGGGAUAAGAUGGUGAGGAAGAUAUUCGUGUUCACCGAAAUGGGGUUUGAGAAGGCGGCUAAUAAUUUCUGGGGAGUGUGGGCGAGCUUUUCGAUUUAUCAGAGCCGAGGGUACAGGGCAUUACCAGAGAUUGUAUUUUGGAACCUCAGUGACUGUGUUGGUAACCCGGGGAUGAAGCAUAAAGGGGUAACCACUGUGAAUGGAUUUUCAAAGAAUGCAGUGGCUAUGUUUUUGGACAGAGGUGUGAUGCCUACUUUAGAGGAUGUGGCGAGAAAUGUAGCAAAAUCACUUCAAACACCGGAUGAUGUGAUGAAAUCAGCCAUUUCCGGAGAAGAAUUCAGUGACCUAUUCGUACUAGAUUGA